Messenger RNA from Cavenderia fasciculata, 2283 nucleotides. RefSeq lists its product as uncharacterized. Bases 1 to 2283 code for a protein of 760 amino acids. The record is from RefSeq and is a predicted model, not a curated record. Gene Ontology annotation, molecular function: small GTPase binding; GTPase activator activity. The transcript has a single exon. Gene Ontology annotation, biological process: nucleocytoplasmic transport; activation of GTPase activity. Gene Ontology annotation, cellular component: cytosol; nucleus; perinuclear region of cytoplasm. Lineage: Eukaryota; Evosea; Eumycetozoa; Acytosteliales; Cavenderiaceae.
AUGAAUAGUAAUUGUUGUUGUAGCAAUAAUAGUAAUAAUAAUAAUAAUAACAAUCAACAACUAAAUUUAAACAAAUUACCAUUUACAAUAAUAUUGAAGAUAUUGUCAUAUUGUAAUGGUAAUGUAUUGGGAAAUAGUUAUUUUCAAUUAUCGGCAGUUUGUAAACUUUGGAGAAAACGUACAAGUCAGAGUAUCAAUACAAUAGAGUUUCAAGAUAUAGAGAUACCAAACUAUCCAAUCGUUAAUAGAUUCCUUCAACAAUUUACAUCACUUGUAACACUACGUCUCAAACAAUGUACACUCGAACUAUCUCAACUAUCACUCCUAUUUGAAUAUUAUACAUGUCUAGAAGAAGUAGACAUUUCAUUUUGUAAAUUAUUAUCAUCUCAACAACAACAACAACAACCAAAUGAUAUAUCUAUAUCAUCAUCACCUUUGGAUCAAUUAUCAACUUUAUCAUUAUCUUCUUCUUCUUCUUCAACUUCGACUUCAACCUUAUCACCUUCUACAACAAAUCAAAGUUAUGAUCAACUUUUAUUUUCUCCUUCCAAUUCUUCAUCUUCCUCUCAUUCCUCCAAUUCUUCAUCUAUUGAUAUAGGAUUAUCAAAUUUUCUAUUUUCAUUAAUUGAUCAUAAAUCUUUGGAAAGACUUUAUUUAUCAUUUAAUCAUUUGGAUACUAGGAUGACACAAGAAUUACUUUGUCUAUCUACGGUACCGAAUCAUUUUAAUAUCAAUUUAACUGUCAAUCUAAUGUAUACCAAUGGAAUAGAUGUGAUUUGUGAGAUUAUGAAAACUAAUCAGUCGGUCAUCAAAUCACUUAAUCUAAACAAGAGCAAGAUUGGUAGAGAAACCAAUUCAUUGAUGGUAUUUAGUGAUGUACUAAAACUUAAUCAUAGUUUAACAUCUUUGGAUCUUUCAUCAAGUCAGAUAUCAGAUUCUGCUGCCAAGAUAUUAGCAGAGUCACUAGAGACAAAUGAUACUUUGCUAUCACUUAAUUUAUCUGUUAAUGAAAUAAGACAAGAUGGUUCAGUAUCUUUGGCCAAUGCUCUAAAAGUAAACAAGAGUAUUACAUUGUUAAACUAUUCUUAUAAUCUACUUGGUGAACAAGGUACAAUGGCAUUUUCAGAAAUGUUAAUCUAUAACAAAUCACUGACACAUCUCAACUUAUCUGCCAACAAGAUAACCUUUUCAAAUACUCCAACCAUUACAUUGGCACUUUCUAAAAACACUACAUUAAAGUCACUCAACCUUCUUAGGAAUAUGAUCGACCCUAUUGGAUGUCAAUACAUUGCCAAUGGAUUGGCAAACAAUCAGUCUUUGACUAGUAUCAACUUUUCAAGCAACAAACUUGGUAAUCAAGGUUCAACAUCGAUAUCAAAAGCAUUGGCUAUAAACAAGGGUUCAGCAAUCAAAGAGUUGGAUCUAUCUAGUAAUUGUAUAGAGGAUCAAGGUGCAGCUGCUUUUGCCAAUGUAAUCAUUUACAAUCAAUCAGUAACAACAUUGGAUCUAUCUGUCAAUUGGAUUGAUAGUAAUGGUGUCAUUAGACUAGCUCAAGCUUUUCUUGAAAAUCCAAAAUCCCCCAUUACCUCGAUCAACCUGUCAUGUAAUACCAUUUGUCCACUAGGUGCCAAACAUCUCGCCGAAGCAUUAAUGCAUCCAGAUUCAUCACUGCAUCACAUCAAUCUAUUUAGUAAUUAUAUAGAGACUGAAGGAGCAUUUGAAUUAAGUAAAGCACUUGCCACUAAUACUUCCAUUACCUCUAUCGAACUAUCUGCCAAUCUCAUUGGUAAUGAGGGUGUCAAAUACCUAUCACGUGCACUCUUGACCAACGUUUCUAUCAAAUCCAUAUCACUCAGUCAAAGUCUACUAUCCUACGAAGGUAUACAACACAUUGUAGAAUUAAUGUCAGUCAAUACUACUAUACGAUAUCUCGAUCUAAGUUACAACAUUAUUGGAUCAAGGGGUGCACAAGAACUAAGUCGUGCAUUAUUACAAAACAAAACAAUCACUUCGUUGGACCUAUCGUCAAACUCUUUGGGCGACGAAGGAGCAACAGCCAUUGCAGAUAUUUUCCCAAUCAAUACUACCCUUCAACGAUUAUCACUGUAUAAUAACAAAAUUGGUACCGACGGUGCCAAACAUAUUGUCCGAAACCUCUCUAAAAAUCAUACUCUCUUUUCAAUCAACCUUUUGGCAAAUCGAAUAGAUACUCAAUGUUUAAAACCAAUUUUAAAAAGAUUAGAACAUACUCAACAUACUCAAACUGGUUCAAAUACAAAUUAA